CAAAAUAUUUUGUUUGUGCUCGGCUGCGACGGAAAAGCGAAUGCCAAAAAAAUAUCGUAGUUUCGUAGUUUUAGCAGAUUUUUUCUCGGAAAUUCACGACAGUUGUGUAUUCAUAAUACCAUAAAUCUAGUCUAUCACAAUGCUUGGUCAAAGAUGUAUACGACUGAACACCAGAUCGGUGGUAUAUUUAAUCAUGUCAUUGAUCCUUACACAUAUCAGGAUCACCCAGACUUCUGUUAACUCAAAUAACCCGGAAGUGAUUCCUACAAAGUUGGAGAAAACAAGUACUGAUAAUGACCGGAAUGCUCUCACGAUUAACAAUUCCGGGAACAAAAUCCUGUCGGACACCAGUCACUGUCCGAACGAAACCUUGUGCAGCGAUUUGCCGAAUUCCUGCCUAAAUUGCCAGUACAAUCCGCAGUGCAUUUACGGAGCGGAAAUCAACGUAACUUGCAGUCCCAAGCCCACCGUCAGCUGUGUCCCGGCGGAUGGAUCCGGUGGAACGGAAGUGAAGCGUAAAACCCUGUGCCGCUAUUGCUACCAGACCGAGCGGUGGGAGCAAGCCUGCGAACAGAAGGGCGGUUGCAAUUCGAUUGAUUCUCAGUUCAAAACCAACUGUACCGUAAAUGGGGAGAUUCUUUGCAUGGGACAUCGGACAUUCAUGAAGAAGGUUCCUUGCAACUGGACGCAAGGCUAUCGCUGGUCGACGACGUUGAUUUUGAGCAUCACGCUGGGUGGAUUCGGGGUGGAUCGGUUCUUCCUGGGGCACUGGCAGGAAGGAAUCGGGAAGUUGUUCAGCUUCGGCGGAUUGGGUGUUUGGACGCUGAUCGAUGUGCUGCUCAUUUCGCUGCACUACCUGGGACCAGCGGAUGGGUCGUUGUACAUCUAAGGUAAUGUUUGAAUACUCGAUAUAAUGAUUCAUGUGAUAAAUAGGAUAGUCUGAUCAA
Aedes albopictus (Asian tiger mosquito) is the source of this 947-nucleotide messenger RNA. It is a transcript of the gene amx, whose product is annotated as TM2 domain-containing protein almondex. The transcript is spliced from 4 exons. The record is from RefSeq and is a predicted model, not a curated record. Bases 140 to 889 code for a protein of 249 amino acids. Lineage: Eukaryota; Metazoa; Arthropoda; Insecta; Diptera; Culicidae.